AUGAAAAAGAAGUAUGGUGUUAACGCUAAGCUGCUUUUCACCGAUACGGAUAGUCUCUGUUAUGAAGUGAAGACCCGUGACAUCUACCAAGACAUGCUGGAAGAUGCAGGGCUAUUCGACACAUCCGAAUACACACAAGGCCAUCCCCUUCACAGUAUCAGAAACAAGAAAGUUCUCGGGAAAAUGAAAGACGAAACACAUGGUUUUCCAAUCCAAGAGUUCAUUGGUUUGAGGCCAAAGAUGUACUCUAUCCUAUACACUGAAAACAACAAACAGGUGGAGAAGAAAACAGCUAAAGGGAUAAAGGGAUAA
Molecule: messenger RNA, 312 nt
Organism: Paramuricea clavata
Lineage: Eukaryota; Metazoa; Cnidaria; Anthozoa; Malacalcyonacea; Plexauridae
Source: the annotation of a GenBank genome assembly